This is a messenger RNA of Grosmannia clavigera kw1407, 5592 nucleotides long. RefSeq names its product fatty acid synthase alpha subunit. Gene Ontology annotation, molecular function: 3-oxoacyl-[acyl-carrier-protein] reductase (NADPH) activity; 3-oxoacyl-[acyl-carrier-protein] synthase activity; magnesium ion binding. Lineage: Eukaryota; Fungi; Ascomycota; Sordariomycetes; Ophiostomatales; Ophiostomataceae. Gene Ontology annotation, cellular component: fatty acid synthase complex. The record is from RefSeq and is a predicted model, not a curated record. The transcript has 3 exons. Bases 1 to 5592 code for a protein of 1863 amino acids. Gene Ontology annotation, biological process: long-chain fatty acid biosynthetic process.
AUGCGGCCCGAGGUUGAGCAGGAGCUCGCGCACACCCUUCUGGUCGAGCUGCUGGCAUACCAGUUUGCAUCGCCCGUGAGAUGGAUUGAAACACAGGAUGUCUUUCUCGCAGAGAAGACAGCCGAGCGUAUUGUUGAGAUUGGCCCUGCCGACACGCUUGGUGUUAUGGCAAAGCGAACCCUGGCGUCCAAAUAUGAAGCAUACGAUGCUGCAAAAUCUGUGCAACGACAGAUCCUUUGCUACAACAAAGACGCCAAGGAGAUCUACUAUGACGUCGAUCCUGUAGAGGACGAACCCGAGCCGACACCAGAGGCAUCAAGCAGUGCCGCCGCGCCUGCCUCUGCUGCUUCUACUGCUGCUGCUGCUGUUGCCGUAGCUGCACCGCCCGCCGGCGCCGGCCCAGCCGCCCAAGUCCCGGAUGCCCCAGUCCAGGCGCUGGACAUUGUCCGGUCUCUCAUUGCACAGAAGCUGAAGAAGCCUCUGUCUGAGAUCCCGCUGAGCAAGGCGAUAAAGGACCUAGUCGGAGGAAAAUCCACGCUACAAAAUGAAAUUCUUGGUGAUCUCGGAAAGGAGUUUGGCUCGACGCCCGAGAAACCGGAAGACACCCCGCUCGACGAGCUUGGUGCUGCUAUGCAAGCCACGUUUAACGGAAGUCUUGGCAAGCACUCGCAGUCAUUGAUUGCUCGCCUCAUCUCCUCCAAGAUGCCUGGCGGUUUCAACAUCACAGCCGCUCGGAAAUAUCUCGAAACACGGUGGGGCUUGGCAUCCGGCCGUCAAGACGGCGUGCUGCUUCUUGCUAUCACCAUGGAGCCGCCUGCACGUUUGGGCUCCGAGGCCGACGGCAAGGCUUACCUGGACGACGUUUCUCAGAAGUACGCGUCCAACGCAGGUAUCAGCCUGUCCACAGCAGCUUCCGCUGGCCCGGCGGCCGGCGGUGGUGGUGGCAUGAUGAUGGACCCUGCGGCCAUCGAUGCCCUAACCAAGGACCAGCGUGCGCUCUUCAAGCAGCAGCUGGAGCUCCUGGCACGCUAUCUCAAGAUGGAUCUCCGUGCCGGCGACAAGGCCUUCCAGACCUCGCAGGAAUCCUCAAAGGUCCUCCAAAGCCAGAUCGAUCUGUGGGCUGCCGAACACGGCGACUUCUACGCAGCCGGUAUCGAGCCGGUGUUCAGUCCGCUCAAAGCGAGAGUGUACGACUCGUCUUGGAACUGGGCGAGACAGGAUGCCCUAAGCAUGUUCUACGAUAUCAUCUUCGGCCGCCUGCAGACCGUUGACAGAGAGAUUGUCAGCCAGUGCAUCCGCAUUAUGAACCGCUCGAACCCGACGCUGCUCGAGUUCAUGCAGUAUCACAUCGACAACUGUCCGACUGAGCGCGGCGAGACUUACAAGCUUGCCAAGGAGCUCGGUGCCAUGCUCAUCGACAACUGCAAGGAUGUGCUGAACGUUGCCCCGGUGUACAAGGAUGUAGCCAUCCCGACUGGGCCGCGUACCAUCAUCGACGCCCGCGGCAACCUAAAGUACGAGGAGGUCCCCCGUGCCAGCUGCCGGAAGCUCGAGCAUUACGUGCAGCAGAUGGCUGCCGGAGGCAAGAUCACCGAGUACGGCACCCGCGCCAAGGUCCAGACCGGGCUCUCUCGGCUGUACAAACUCAUGAAGCAGCAGCACAAGAUAUCCAAGACGUCACAGCUUGAAUUCAAGAACCUCUAUGGCGAGCUGCUGCGGUCUCUGGAGAUGAACGAAAGCCAGAUCAUUUCGGCCAACGGGGCGGCCAAGAAGCCCUUGACCUCCAAGGGCACGCCGAAAGCCAAGGUUGAGACGAUCCCGUUCCUGCACAUCCGCAGCCAGGCCAGCAGUGGUUGGGAGUACAACAAGAAGUUCACCGGGCUCUAUCUCGACUGCCUGCGCGAGGCGGCGGCAUCCGGUGUCAGUUUCCAGGGCCGGUAUGCGCUGAUGACCGGCGCUGGUGCUGGCUCCAUCGGUGCUGAUGUGCUGCAGGGCCUCAUCAGCGGUGGUGCGCACGUAGUCGUGACGACCAGCCGCUACUCGCGUGAGGUGACCGAGUACUACCAGGCCAUGUACGCGCGGUACGGCUCGCGCGAGUCGCAGCUGGUGGUUGUGCCCUUCAACCAGGGCAGCAAGCAGGACGUCGAGGCUCUGGUGCAGUACAUCUACGAUCCCAAGAACGGUCUCGGCUGGGACCUGGACUUCAUUGUGCCAUUUGCGGCUAUCUCGGAGAACGGGCGGCAAAUUGACAGCAUUGACUCCAAGUCUGAGCUUGCUCACCGGAUCAUGCUGACGAACCUCAUCCGGCUGCUGGGUGCGGUGAAGACGGAGAAGGCCAACCGGGGCUUCAUCACACGGCCGGCCCAAGUGAUUCUGCCGCUGUCGCCCAACCACGGGACAUUUGGCAGCGAUGGUCUGUACUCAGAGUCAAAGCUCGGUCUGGAGACGCUCUUCAACCGGUGGCACGCCGAGGACUGGGCGGACUACCUCUCCGUCUGCGGUGCUGUCAUCGGCUGGACGCGCGGUACCGGUCUGAUGUCGGCGAACAACAUCGUGGCCGAGGGUGUGGAGCGUUUCGGCGUGCACACGUUCUCGCAGCAGGAGAUGGCGUUCAACUUGCUGAGCCUGUUGUCGCCUACGAUUGUGGAUCUGUGCCAAAACGAGCCGGUGAUGGCGGAUCUCAACGGCGGACUGCAGUUCAUCCCCAACCUGAACAACGUGAUGACCAGACUGCGCAAGGAGAUCACGGAGACGAGCGAGAUCCGCAAGGAGGUGACAAAGGAGACGGCCAUUGAGAGCAAGGUUGUCAACGGCGAGAACUACGAGACGCUCUACAAGAAGAAGACGAUUGAACCACGAGCAAACAUGCAGUUUGAGUUCCCGAACCUGCCCGACUGGAAGGAGGAGAUAGCGCCGCUCAACGAGAACCUCAAGGGCAUGGUGGACCUGGACAAGGUGGUAGUGGUGACGGGCUUUGCGGAAGUCGGGCCAUGGGGCAACUCGCGGACGCGGUGGGAGAUGGAGGCGCACGGUGAGUUCUCGCUGGAGGGCUGCAUCGAGAUGGCGUGGAUCAUGGGCCUGAUCCACAACCACAACGGCCCGAUCAAGGGUAAGCCGUACUCGGGCUGGGUGGACGCCAAGAGCGGCGACCCGGUGGACGACAAGGACGUCAAGGCCAAGUACGAGAAGCACAUUCUGGAGCACUCUGGCAUCCGGCUGAUCGAGCCGGAGCUGUUCGACGGCUACGACCCGAACCAGAAGCAGCUGCUGCACGAGGUGGUGAUCGACGAGGACUUGGAGCCGUUUGAGUCGUCCAAGGAGACGGCAGAGGAGUUCAAGCGCGAGCACGGCGACAAGGUGGAAAUCUUUGAGAUCCCAGAGAGCGGACAGUACACUGUGCGGAUGAAGAAGGGUGCCGCACUGUGGAUCCCGAAGGCGCUGCGAUUCGACCGGCUCGUGGCCGGACAGAUUCCGACGGGCUGGGAUGCCAAGCGGUACGGUGUUCCGGAGGACAUCAUCUCGCAGGUGGACCCGGUGGCGCUGUUUGUGCUGGUGUCGGUGGCAGAGGCGCUGCUGUCGUCGGGCGUGACGGACCCGUACGAGUUUUACAAGUACGUGCACGUGUCAGAGGUGGGCAACUGCAUGGGGUCGGGCAUGGGCGGUGCGACAGCGCUGCGCGGCAUGCACAAGGCACGGUUCCUGGACAAGCCGCUGCAGAACGACAUUCUGCAGGAGUCGUUUAUCAACACGAUGAGCGCGUGGGUGAACAUGCUGCUGCUGUCGUCGUCGGGCCCGAUCAAGACGCCGGUGGGUGCGUGCGCGACAGCGGUGGAGUCGGUGGAUAUCGGCUACGAGACGAUCAUGGAGGGCAAGGCACGGAUCUGCCUGGUGGGCGGGUUCGACGACUUCGGCGAGGAGGGCUCGUACGAGUUUGCCAACAUGAAGGCGACGAGCAACGCGGUAGACGAGUUCGCACACGGACGCACGCCCAAGGAGAUGUCGCGGCCGGCAACGACAACGCGGAACGGCUUCAUGGAGUCGCAGGGCAGCGGGGUGCAGGUCAUCAUGACAGCACGGCUGGCGCUGGAGAUGGGAGUGCCGAUCUACGGUGUCCUAGCGCUGACGACGACGGCAUCGGACAAGAUCGGGCGAUCAGUGCCGGCACCAGGAAUGGGCGUGUUGACGACGGCACGCGAAAACGCCGGCCGAUUCACGUCGCCGCUGCUGGACAUCAAGUACCGGCGACGACAGAUGGAGCUGCGCAAGCGGCAGGUCCGGCAAUGGCACGAAGCGGAGCUGGAGUACCUGGCAGACGAGGUGGCAGCGAUCAAGGCGCAGGGCGAGCCGUUCAACGAGAAGGAGUACGUGGCAGACCGGGCGUCGCACAUCGAGAAGGAGGCAGUGCGACAGGAGAAGGAGGUGCUGCGCAGCCUGGGCAACAACUUCUGGAAGAGCGACCCGAGCAUUGCACCGCUCCGAGGCGCGCUGGCGACAUGGGGCCUGACGAUCGACGAUCUGGAUGUGGCCUCGUUCCACGGCACGUCGACCAAGGCCAACGACAAGAACGAGUCGUCAGUGAUCUGCAAGCAGCUGGCACAUCUGGGCCGCACCAAGGGCAACGCGGUGCUGGGCAUCUUCCAGAAGUACCUGACGGGCCACCCGAAGGGCGCUGCUGGUGCGUGGAUGAUGAACGGCUGUCUCCAGGUGCUCAACACGGGUCUUGUGCCGGGCAACCGAAAUGCCGACAACGUGGACCAGGUGAUGGAGCAGUUCGACUACAUUGUGUACCCGAGCCGCAGCCUGCAGACGGACGGGAUCAAGGCCUUCUCCGUCACCUCCUUCGGCUUCGGCCAGAAGGGCGCACAGGCCAUCGGCAUCCACCCGCGUUAUCUAUACGCAACGCUGGACGAGGCCACCUUUGACGGCUACCGGGCCAAGGUGGCGGCACGCCAGAAGAAGGCGUACCGGUUCUUCCACAACGGCAUGAUCAACAACUCGCUCUUUGUGGCCAAGACGCACGCGCCGUACUCGGACGAGCAGCUGCCGUCGGUGCUGCUGAACCCGGAUGCGCGUGUCACCGUCGACAAGAAAACGGCCGAGCUGACAUUUGCGGCCAACUUCAUGCAGCAGGCGGCCAAGGCAACGCUGCCGACGGCCGGUGGCGCCGCGGCCAAGACCACGCUGGAGGCUCUCGAGGCUCUGGCCGCACAGGUGCAGACGCGCAAGAACAAGGUCGGCGUCGACCUGGAGGAUGUGGCCGCCAUCCACAUCAACAACGACACCUUUGUCGAGCGCAACUUUACGGCCGCUGAGAUUGCCUACUGCAACAGCACGCCCAAUGUGCAGGCCGCCUUUGCCGGCCGCUGGUCUGCCAAGGAAGCCGUCUUCAAGUCGCUGGGCGUGGCCAGCCGCGGUGGCGGCGCCCCGCUCAAGGAGAUUGAGAUUCUGCGCGACGACAAGGGCGCGCCCACAGUUCAUCUCCAUGGGCAAGCCGCAACGGCAGCCAAGGCGGCCAACCUCAAGGAGGUCAACGUGUCCAUCUCGCACUCGGACAGCCAGGCGGUCGCGAUCGCCGUGUCGACGUUUGAGUAG